Molecule: messenger RNA, 1019 nt
Organism: Topomyia yanbarensis
Lineage: Eukaryota; Metazoa; Arthropoda; Insecta; Diptera; Culicidae
Gene: Ak6
Product: adenylate kinase isoenzyme 6 homolog
Exons: 2
Coding region: 264-788 (174 amino acids)
Cellular component (GO): cytoplasm; nucleus
Molecular function (GO): ATP binding; AMP kinase activity; ATP hydrolysis activity
Source: RefSeq, a predicted model, not a curated record
CCAACUGUCAAAAGUCCGAAACACGCAUCUGACAUCAGUCACAUAAAAUACAAGAAACGAGGCGUUCGGGAUUGGAGUCAUACCACGCAGAAGAGGGUGCAAAUCCCCCGAAAAUUGGUUGCCCUUUGUUAAUAUUUAGCUGAAGAGAACAUUUGACUGAGUAGUGUUUAGUGAUCAUAUUUGUAGUGUAUCAGAAUAACAACGCAAAAUUUUGCAAAAUAAAAUCUACCCCAUCGAAGCCAAAAUAAAGGAGAAAGUGCGAAAUGAAACAGCCAAACAUUUUGGUUACAGGAACGCCCGGCGUCGGAAAAUCGUAUAUGUGCAAGCGGUUGGCCGAGCAGCUUGGCUUUAAAUGGCAAAAGGUGUCCGACAUCGUCAGUGAGCACGGCUUUGUCGAGGAGUAUGAUGAGGAAUUCGAGUGUCCGGUAUUGGACGAAGACCGACUGCUAGAUUAUCUCGAACCGCUUAUGCAAGAGGGUGGCAAUGUGGUUGAAUAUCACAGCUCGGAGUUUUUCCCGCAGCGCUGGUUCGACGUGAUCUACGUUUUACGUUGUGGCACAUCGCUGCUGUACGAAAGGUUACAGGCGCGGGGCUACAACGAACGGAAGGUUAAAUCAAACAUGGAAUGUGAGAUUUUCCAGAUACCACUGGAUGAAGCCAAAGAUUCCUACCGGAAGGAAAUUAUUUACGAGCUGCAGAGCGAUAAAGAUUCGGACCUGGAGGACAAUUUGAAGCAAGUGUGUGAGUGGUUGGAGAGCUGGCGGAGUGCCCAGGAAAAGAAGUCGUAGAGAGAUCGAAGAAUAACGCUUUCGAAACAAAACUUGAGAACAAAUUUAAUUUGCUUCCGGUUUUUUUAGAACCCACCUAUUCGCAUCCCUUGCUGCUAGGUUUGCCGCUGUGUUCAGAAUAUUUUCCAGCCUGAGUUUCUGUUUUGAUCAAGUCAGCAUUUAUUAAAUCGAUUUUUGGCCUUUCCAAAUUGUUACAUUUACGGAUUUUUUUAAACGAAUAAAUAUAUUAUA